AUGCAAAACGGCGGGGAAAAGUCGGAAAAAUUGGAGACGACCGCCGACUCGGAUACCGAGGCGCAGGUUUCGCAGAAAUUACGAGAAACUGAGGAGGUGGAGGAGCCGAAUGGAAUUACGGCAAACCAAGCAUUAAUGAAUAUGUGCCGGGCGACCAUCGGCACCGGCGUGCUGUCGUUGCCACUCGCCUUCAAGCAGGCCGGAUUAUGGUGCGGAUUCCUGCUAAUCGUCAUCGCCGGCUACUUUACAUAUCUGAGCUGCCACAAGCUCGUCGAGUCGUCGCAGGCCCUCUCGAAAAGGCACAAACUGAAAAAGCUGGACUACGGUGAGGUGGCCGAGGUCUCGUUUCGACAGAGCUUCCCCCAGAUUCGAUUUCUCGGGAAUUUUUUUCGGCUUUUCACAAACUUCUCCAUCCUGUUGAUGCAAAUGGGGAUCUGCUCAGUGUUUACCGUAUUUUUGAAGGAGCACCUGGAAGAGAUCUGGACUCGCAUAUCGAGUAGCCCCGCGCCUUCGUCGUGGGCCUUUUUCGGUGUGGUCGUCGUGGGACUGUGCUUCAUCGUCAUGGUGCGGCAUAUCAAAACGUUAUCGUAUGUGUCGUUGGCUGGGAACGUGGUGAUGUCCAUAGUAUUAUUGCUGGUUGUUCAGGACCUGGUCGGCCCUCCCUACAUCAAUGGCCCAUUGCCGAAAUUCGAAAGCCUCGGUGGAAUAAUCCUGGCCGCCGGCAACAUCAUGUACGCCUUUGAGUCUCAGGCUGUGAUCCUGCCUCUCGAAAACAAGAUGCGGCGCCCCGGGGAAAUGUUUGGGCUGCGCGGCGUGUUGUCACUCGGCUGUUCGGCCACCACCAUCAUAUACCAGCUCAUCGGCCUCUUUGGUUUCCUAAAGUAUGGUUCAGCGGUCCGAGGGGCGAUUACGCUGAAUUUGCCCGACACCGAGUUCUAUUUCUUCGUGCGUGUGCUACUCGUGAUCGUCGUCUAUUUUACCUAUCUAAUCAACCAAUUCAUCAUUGUCGACAUGUCCUGGCCAGGGAUUACGGCUCACUUUGAAAAAUUUGCGCUGUUCAACCGGUUGCACCUGCUCUUCGAGGCCGGCUACAAGGUGCUGCUCGUGCUCAUCGCGUUUCUUCUCGCCGCCUGUGUGCCGAAUCUGGGCCAGAUUACUUCGUUGGUGGGCGCGACGGCAGGGAACCUGCUAGCGCUGCUGAUACCGCCCUGCAUCCACACGGCCACCUUUCUACCCGAGUGGCUUGAAAAACGCGACUUCAAGGCGAUCGCGCUGCACAUGAGCAGCAACUGCCUAUUCGUCGCGUGCGGCCUGUUCUUUAUGAUCACCGGCGUCAUUGGGAAUUUGUCGGAA
This is a messenger RNA of Mesorhabditis spiculigera, 1353 nucleotides long. The record is from the annotation of a GenBank genome assembly. NCBI's taxonomy places the organism in Eukaryota, Metazoa, Nematoda, Chromadorea, Rhabditida, Rhabditidae.